UUAAUUAGUGAUUUCUCUCCUCUCGUCUCUCCCUCGUGGCUCUGCCUCUGGCGCACGCCACUUAAAUCUCUCUUCUCCUCGUUUUGUUUGUAGAGGUAACGAGAAAGUGGGUCUAGUCAACCAGCCACGUACUCCCUUUGGUAUGGUUGAUUAGAUAAUAGAUAUGCUUCGUAUUCUCAGUAGAAGACUCGGAAAUUCUGUACUCAGUAAUGGAAUUGUUGGGUCAAACUCGACUUCUUAUUUGAGCUUUCUUGCUACUAGCUUCUCUUCACCUGCAACGACUGUUCUGAAAAAAUCUGAAAAUGGUAAUUCUUUUACGGUAUCUUACCUUGUAAACUCAUGUGGGUUGUCCCCAGAAAUUGCCAUUGUUGCUUCUCGCAAGUUAAAGCUCAAAAACCCAGAAAGAGCUGAUUCUGUAUUGGCAUUCUUUAGAGAGCACGAAUUCUCGGGGACCCAGUUCUCAAAAAUUGUUAGGUUGCGGCCUCGGAUUCUUUCAUCGGAUCCGGAGAAAACUUUUUUGCCAAAGUUUGAGUUUUUCUACUCAAAAGGGUAUUCAAAGAAGGACCUGGCGAGUCUUAUAUAUUCUGAUACUCGUAUUUUGUAUAGAAGCUUGGAUAGGAACAUUGCACCUAUUUACAACCUACUCAAGAGUGUAUUGCCUAAUGAGCUGUUGGUCUAUGGUUCGAAGCAUCAACGGGUGCCCUUACUUAAAAAUUGGAAAUCUGUGACUACGAAUCUUUGGUUGUCGAGAGAUUUAGGUUUCACUAAUAUAGCUUUUAUAUUGCAAAAUUUUCCUGAGAUUCUGAUCCUGAAGCCUGAAAGAUUUAGUAGUAUUGUGGAUAAGGUUAAAGACAUGGGAUUUUGUCCAAAGAAAUUCACUUUCUGGUUUGCAGUUUGCACUUUAUCUAGGAAGGAUUUUAAGAAAACUUGGAACCGGAAUUGCAAGGCUUACAUGCGGUUUGGUUGGUCCGAAGAUGAUAUUCUAAAUGCAUUUAAGAUGCACCCGAAUUGCAUGGCAAUGUCGGAAAAUAAGAUAGAGAAAUCAAUGGAUUUUCUAGUAAACAAGAUGGGGUGGUCGUCGAAAAAUAUUGUAAAGUGUCCGGUAAUUCUAUUUUACAGCUUUGAGAAGAGAAUUCUACCGAGAUGUUCUGUUGUUCAAGUUUUGUUGGCGAAGGGGUUGAUCAAAAAAGAUAUCAGCUUUUGUGGCGUGAUACAAAGCGUGGAGUCAAAGUUCUUGAAGAAGUAUGUGACCAAGUAUCAUGAGCAUGUGCCUACGCUGUUGAGUGUUUACAAAGGGAACACAGAUGUUAAAGAUGCAUAACAAGAGAAACAUGCUCUUAUCUUACUCUUUUGUUUUUUGUACAAGUCACAUGCAUUGCGAAGAAGAGUUUGAUAUGCUAGGUAUAAAACAAUUUGAAAAAUCAUGUGGCACAACACAAGGUCUCUAAAAACUUCUCUUGUGUACUUAUAUUUUAUGCAUUCUGUUGAUAUAUGAACUUUUGAGUUCUGAUCUGCUAGUGCUUUAGUUUGCAUUACAACUUGAUUGAUUUUUAACAAAGUUUCUCCUACAUUGUAGUGGUGCCAAAUUUUGCUUUGUGUAAAUUUUCAAUACUUUCAAAAUUUUGUUUUGUGA
Messenger RNA from Humulus lupulus (European hop), 1633 nucleotides. RefSeq lists its product as uncharacterized. Lineage: Eukaryota; Viridiplantae; Streptophyta; Magnoliopsida; Rosales; Cannabaceae. Gene Ontology annotation, cellular component: chloroplast. The transcript has 2 exons. Bases 164 to 1321 code for a protein of 385 amino acids. Gene Ontology annotation, molecular function: double-stranded DNA binding. Gene Ontology annotation, biological process: regulation of DNA-templated transcription; chloroplast organization. The record is from RefSeq and is a predicted model, not a curated record.